AUGGUGCUUGUGUAUGUAGAUGAUCUAUUAUUGACCGGAAAUGAUCUUAGUAUGAUUGAAGAGUUGAAGGUUGUUUUGCAUCACAAUUUUAAAAUCAAUGAUUUGGGUGUCUUAAAGUAUUUCCUUGGUUUUGAAGUUCUUAGAUCGAAUGGUGGAAUUUUGUUAACACAGAGGAAGUAUGCACUAGAAGUUAUAGAGGACACUGGGCUUGGAGGUGCUAAACCUGCAGUUACACCCAUGGAACAACACAUUAAGUUCACUUCAGUGGAGUAUGAUGGUGGGCUGGAGCAGGGUGUUAAGGAUGAUGAAUUAACUAUUGAAAAGCCUAUGUUUCAAAGAUUGAUUGGCAGGUUAAUCUACUUAACUCAUACAGGACCUGGCAUUAUGUACACUGUGCAUCAUUUAAGUCGGUUUCUUCAGCAUCCCAAACGGUCACACUUAGAAGCUGCAUUUAGAAUGGUCAGGUAUAUUAAGAAAGAUCCCGGCCAAGAGAUACCGGUUGCGUCUGUUGGUACGUGUCAGCUGCAGGCAUACUGUGACGCAGACUGGGGUUUUCGUUUGAUGACUAGGAGAUCUAUCACGGGUUACCGCAUCAAGAUUGGGAAGUCUUUGGAUUCUUGGAAAUCAAAGAAGCAAAACACCAUAGCCCGCUCAUCUGUAGAAGCAGAAUAUAGGAGCAUGGCAAUGACAGUUUCUGAAGUUGUUUGGUUGAGAAGAUUGAUGCUAGAGCUAGGUGAAAGUGAAUUGAAACCUACUAAGCUUUACUGUGACAGCAAGACUGCCUUAUAA
Hibiscus syriacus is the source of this 789-nucleotide messenger RNA. RefSeq lists its product as uncharacterized. The transcript has a single exon. NCBI's taxonomy places the organism in Eukaryota, Viridiplantae, Streptophyta, Magnoliopsida, Malvales, Malvaceae. Bases 1 to 789 code for a protein of 262 amino acids. The record is from RefSeq and is a predicted model, not a curated record.